AUGGCUGCCUGUAUCGAUGGCAGUAUGGAAAUGGUGGAAUUUCUUCUGUCUUGGGGUGCCAAUGUUAACCAGGUGGACAGUGAGGGUUGGACUCCUCUUCAUGUGGCUGCAUCAUGUGGAAACCUGGAGAUAACAGAAUUUCUGCUCAGGCAUGGUGCAUCUCUCUGCUCGGUGAACUGUGAUGGUGAUGUGCCAAUGGAUAUUGCAGAGGAUGAGGCCACAGAGACACUGCUGCAAGAACACACAUUGACACCGGAUGUGGAAGCAGCUAAGCGGGCAGAAGAGGAGUGGAUCAUGCGUGAUGCCCGCCACUGGCUCACAAACGGGCUGCCUGCUAAUCUUUGCCACCCCCGGACUGGUGCUACUCCGUUACAUGUAGCAGCAGCUAAAGGAUAUUUGGAGGCCAUUAAAUUGUUGUGUCAGUGUGGUCUGGAUGUGAGUGCUAAAGACUAUGAUGGCUGGACUCCUCUCCAUGCUGCUUCUCAUUGGGGUCAAAGUGAAGCCUGCCGUCUUCUCGCUGAGCAACUGUGUGACAUGGAGGCCCAUAGUAAUGGGGGUCAGACUCCAUUUGAUGUGGCGGAUGAGAGUGUUGCGUCUUUACUGGAAGAACUGUCUCAAAGACAGGCUAAUUGGAGGACUGAACAGGCACUUAUUGAGCAACAAAAUUCACAGAUUUCAAAUGCCAACACUGCAAACAAGAAACGCAGGAGCUCUGUGUGCCGAAUGAGCAGCAGGGACAAAAUAAAUGUACAGGACCAGUCUAAGGAACGAGGGGUCUCAGGAGGCCUGGGACUCAACGAUGAGAGAGAAAGCAGCCCAGAAAGUUCAACAGUGUCGACACCAGAGAGCAUUGUUCCCUCUUCAGGGACCAUUGAGGAUAAAGAAGUCAAGGUGAAUGAUCAGGACAGAGCGAGUCGCACAGCAGUUGUGCAGCCCACCCCUCAGAGGCGAGAGUCACCUGCUGAGAGCCCUAGUAACGCCUCUAGUGAUGGAAAGAAGUUUCAGGCUCCAGUGAGAGAUGAGGAGUCAGAGUUUCAGAGGAAAGCUCGCUCGCGUCUCAUGCGGCAGUCACGACGAUCAACACAGGGAGUAACAUUGACAGAUCUUAAGGAAGCAGAACGGAUUAUUGUUAAGAGCAAUGAACCUCAGCACCUCAGUGUUCAGCCUGUGAGCCCCAACAUCACACUAACACCAGCUGAGAGAGAUAUUGAGAGUUUUCUCUCUGCACUAGACACAGAGCCAGUGAAGGAAUUGGGAGAUGCAGAGACGACACUAGGAGUGAGAGAUCGCAGGAAAGGGAGGAAAGAGAGACGCUCAACUGGUAUCGUUCAGCUGGCUGGAGAGAUGGAUGAUAUGGAUGCAAAUGAAGAUGCUGAACAAGACAACAGAACAAGUGAUCCUCAGUUAGACUAUUCCAGACACUCUUCUCUGGAUUAUAGAAAGUUGUAUCUGCAGGUGUUGCAAGAGAAUGGAGAUCUAAAAGAGAAGCUUCAAGAAACUCAACUGCAGUUAAAUGAGAGUAAAGUUCAGCUGGAGAAACUCAAACAGAAUCAAGAGAAUGGAUCAGACAGACCAGCCCUGCUGGAGCUGGAGAGAUUUGAAAAGAAACUUCUUCAGCGGAGAGCAUCUGAGAUAGAAGAUGAACUCAAAGUGCUUGUGGAUUUGCGUGCUGACAACCAGAGACUGAAAGAUGAAAAUGCAGCUCUCAUUCGUGUCAUUAGUAAGCUGUCUAAAUGAAUCUCUAGGUUCUUUGGAUUUUUUUUUCCUGAAUUCAUUGGGAAAGUUGCUGUCCCAUUGUCUGCCCAAAGAACUGCACAGCAUGUUUCUUUCCCUCUCUCAUCUCUGGGACAUAUGCCCCAUGCCUGGGGUGGUUAAACUACUGUUCUUUAAAUGGAUAUGUACAUAUGUAAGGCCUUGUUUAGCUGCCACUCUAGACUCAUCAAAACUGGAAUUUUCAAUGACACAACUCAAGUCCAUCUGCUGUUCAGCUGCUCUAGAUUAUGGUGUUCAGCUCUGAUUCAGGGUGCUCUUGUAACAUUUGUAAUGUUAUUGAUUUCUUUUGCGCAGUGUGCUUACUGCUUUUUUAUUAAUAGCACAGAUAAGGCUUAUCGCUUUAAUGUUCCUUCAAAUUCUGCAGACUAGCCAGUGCACUUAGUUAAUGCCCUUAUUGUGCCCUACACUGCGCUGAACUGAUGAGAAUUUUGAGUAAUUUGAAGUUUCAGUUCAGGUUUACUGUUCAGUUUCACAGACAGCUGCCAUUGCAAUCUUUGCCUUUCAGCAGGUACCUCUAGAAACCUGCAAAAAUAGAUAAAUUAAGAUUUUAUGAUAUACAGAAUAUAGAAUAUUGUUCAUUAAUAACAAACAUGAUUUAUUACAGAUCAUAGAUCUACAAUGUUAACAGAACAGGGUUAAUGUACGUUGAAAUAGAAAUGAAGUUGUAAUAUAUUUUCAUAUACAUGUACAUAAACCACUGAUCUGUUAAGAAGUAUCUAAUAUUUGUUAAAGGCUUAUUACUGAAAUUGCAGUGUUACCAGACUUAAAUGUUUAAACUGUGCUUUUUAAUGCCAUGGCAAUGUCAGCUGGGCAAUGCCAUCAUCAUUUUAGCUUAAAAAAAUCAUUUUAAUAUUUCUUGAAAUGGUAAGCAAAA
This is a messenger RNA of Sinocyclocheilus rhinocerous, 2647 nucleotides long. RefSeq names its product protein phosphatase 1 regulatory subunit 12C-like. Gene Ontology annotation, cellular component: cytoplasm. Gene Ontology annotation, molecular function: phosphatase regulator activity; enzyme inhibitor activity; protein kinase binding. The coding region runs from base 1 to 1737 and encodes 578 amino acids. NCBI's taxonomy places the organism in Eukaryota, Metazoa, Chordata, Actinopteri, Cypriniformes, Cyprinidae. The transcript has 19 exons. The record is from RefSeq and is a predicted model, not a curated record.